AUGACCGCUCGCCCAGCAACCCGUUCGCGCCCUGCGCGGACGGAAUCCCAGACAGAGCUAGACAACAAGGAAAACACAAAGAUUCCCGCCACAGUUGCAAAGGGGAAGUCGAAGCCGCGCGUUGCGAGUAAGGCUUCCCAAGUGCAUUGUUCGUGUCGAAAGCCAGAUGACGGAUCGCCUAUGAUCAGAUGCGAAGAAUGCAAGGAAUGGUACCAUUUUCGCUGCAUCGACCUGAGCGACAGAGAUGCGGAAGAUAUACUGGAAUGGGAAGGCGUCGACGGCAUGGAGCAAGUAGGAGAGAGGUCCGUAUCAGGAAGCCAGCCGGACGUGGGAGCUGUGGGAGACGCGGAGGAGGCUGUGAGCGAGAAAGAAAUCGAACAAUCGGAUACGGAGGAGGACAGUGGGGACGAAUAUGUUGCGGAAAGGACGAAAUCAGAGUCAUCGAGGAAGCGCCGUCUGCGCCGUGUUUCUGCGUCCACGGAUACGGAAUCCGAACCCGGACGAUCGACAAAGACAUCCCGGGCGGCAAAGAGAGUACAUCGCGGCAGCGUGACUACUCGUGAAGCAAGCGAUAAAUCGCAGUCGCACUCGCCAAUUCACAGUGGUGUCUCUAAACGCAAGCAAUCAACUACUUCUGAGCCGCCAGCGAAGCGGGCGCGGUCAGAAUCAGGAGAGGAUCCUACUAGGAAGUAUUGUCUGACGAAGUUCCAAGAGCUAUUUUGUUCUAUUUUCUUGCGAUAUCCCUUCUUACGUGAUGUCGAUCCUGCGUCCGGAGAAAACCGUAAUGGCACCGAGCCAGAUAAAAAAGAGGAGUAUCUCACAGACGAAGAAAAGGAGAAGGUGCAGGUAGCGGGGAAGCGAUUUGCGUUGGAGCUGGAGGAGUGCGUCCAUGAUAUGUACUCUGAGCCCGAUAAGUCGGGGAAACGAGUGGCCGCGGGUAAAUACAAGGAGCGCUUCCGAAUGCUGUCGUUUAAUUUAAGCAAACCUGACCGUGUCCUUCUCCACAAGCGCAUUGCUUCAGCCCACUUGACUCCCAAAGAGCUUUCUACUAUGUCUUCUACUGAUCUAGCAGAUGAGGAAACGAAGCAGUCGAUCAGACAGGCUGAACAAGAGGCGCUGGCACAUUCUAUCCUGAAAAAGCAGACUCUACCGCGGGCAAAGAUCACCCACAAGGGCAUUGAGAACAUUGAAGACGUGAACGGUGCUGCACAGCGUGAUAUCGAGCGUGUCCGUGAGGAAGAGGAGGAGGAGAGGAUUGAGAAAGAACGUCAGGCUCGAUUACGAUUGCAGGCGGAGCGCGCACGCUCUGCUAGUACGCUCGGUCAGGGUUCUGUUCCACCUGAAUCGCCUGUUGUAUCUCAGACAUCGAGCUGGGGUGCUCCCCCCUCGGUUCCUAUGCAGCCUCUGCACAUGGGUGAAUCUGCAACGCCGCCGAUGGCGGAAGUGGACAGGCCUGCGCCGAACCCUUCGUUCGUGCCCCCGGCCUCUGAUUAUACUGGGCCAGUGGAGAACGAGCUGAACCUGGCAGAUUUGAUCAACAUUGACGAUGAAUUUCCUCCGGAUGUCCCUGCGACGACCGUGGCUUCUGCCCCCGUCGUUGACGGUGUCGCCUCGACGCCCGUUGUUCCUGCGACACAGCCCCCAGCGAUGUCUUCGACAGGCAUUUCCCCGUUCGCCGCACCAAGUGCGAAGGGCGACCGCCCGUCUUUCGAUCUCAAUGCUAUCUGGACGUCAAAAGACACGGAUUCUGCGCUCGAGCAGGCCCACGGCUCCCAAUCGAGCGAACGGGCUCUGGUCCAGCCAGAUGCAGCCAUGGACAUGGACGUCCUGAACGGAGAAGCUGAUGACCAGGACUUUGACAUGUUCUUGGGCAAGGACGAGGACGAGAAAGGCCUCUCUCCGACACCGGACGACAGCCCCGAGGCGCAGCGGGCGGUUUUUGAGAUCCUGCCCAAAGUCUGGACGGGCACACUGAGCAUGCCGCUAGACGCGGCGGUGGCGCAAAGCGUUUCACUCACCGCCCGCCAAACGGGUGGGCGGACGCUGGGAGAUGGGUCGCCCCUGUGGCGCACCCUGUUCCCGACGCAAGAGAUGCGCAUUGAUGGGCGUGUGCCGGUGGAUAAAUCGGCGCAAUACCUCACGCAGAUGCGGCUCAACCCAUCCAAAGAAUUGAUCGCCGUCACAUUUUCUCCUGAUCCCGGUACAGGCGGCGAGAGCGCGGGGUUCCAGGCACUCGUCAACCAUCUGGUGGGGAAGAGCCGUCACGGCCUCGUCUUCCCGUGGGGCAACCGACCGAAGGAGUGGGCGCCAGGCCGAGAGCUGUACAUUGUGCCGCUGCUUUCAACCGACGCCAUUCCAGACUACAUGGAGCUCUUGGACGAUUUGCGUCUCCCAAAGUCAAGGAGUGCAAGUUACCUUGUGGGCAUCUGGGUUUUGACCAAGGGAAAACUCGCGCCGCCCCCGACGCCGCCCGCCGCUCCAUAUCUUCAGGUCGCGCCUCCUCCCUCUGCUGUCCCGCAGGUCCCGCAGGCUUCUACCUCCACCAAUGUCUAUCCUCAACCUCCCGCCCCAACAUCAUUGCCGCAGAGCUCGCCCGCCGACGCGGCAUUGGCGGCAGGGGUGGCGCAACUAACCCCAGAGCAGAUCCAGGCCAUGUUACGGACACUGACCUCGUCUGCUGUGGUGCCCCCUCAGCCAAUCCCGUCCGCCCCGUCCCACCAUCCCACGCCCCCUGUCCUUCUCCCCCAAGUUCAACAAGCGAUUCCCCUCCAGCCUUGGCUGAGCUCGCCGACCGGUUUUGCUCCCCCCUUCCAGCCCCCCGCUCCGUACCCCAGCACACAGCCCCCGCAGCCUCCCCACGCGUACACAGACAUCCCCCACGCUCAUUAUGAGCAAGACCGACCUCGUCCCCCGCCUCCGGGUUUCCACCACGAGCGGGACGGUGACAGAAGCCAUAGGAGUAGAGGCGGGGGUCGCAAUCGCGGCAGGAGCCGCGGCCGCGACCUCGACAGACCUCGCGACACUGGCUGGCCGAAGGGUCGAGGCCGUGGACGGGGUGGUAUGUCAAGCCCCCCGCGCGGCCCGGGUUGGAACGAGCAAGCACGGUGGAGCUGA
Fibroporia radiculosa is the source of this 3114-nucleotide messenger RNA. RefSeq lists its product as uncharacterized. Lineage: Eukaryota; Fungi; Basidiomycota; Agaricomycetes; Polyporales; Fibroporiaceae. Gene Ontology annotation, biological process: transcription antitermination; DNA-templated transcription; transcription elongation by RNA polymerase II. The transcript has 7 exons. The record is from RefSeq and is a predicted model, not a curated record. The coding region runs from base 1 to 3114 and encodes 1037 amino acids. Gene Ontology annotation, molecular function: RNA polymerase II transcription regulatory region sequence-specific DNA binding. Gene Ontology annotation, cellular component: nucleus.